AUGUCUCAGAUAUUUGGGAAAGUGACAAAUGCUAUUCUGUCUGGGACCAAUGAAACCUCCUUUUCCCUUGCCAACCUGAACUUGGGGUUUUCCCUCGUCAAGCUUGAGGCGCCCAUCGAAUUUCAACCUCUUGGCUCUGCCUUAUCGGUGCAGCGACGACGGACGGCUGAGCUGGGUUCUCACCAUCAGACCGCUCGUUUACUAGGAGCAUUAUUCUCCCACGUUGCUCCCAAUGCCCCAAAGCUUCUUCGUGCUUUCGGCCAAAGAGUCUCCGAGAUCAUCAAGACCCCCGGUGCUAAUCCCGCGGGUACGCCUCAAGAUGGACCGUUCAAAGACUCGGUCGGGGCGGAUGCCACUUCCAUCUGGGCAGCUGCUACAUCUGGCUCUGCAUCCCUCGUGGUGUUGUUGUUAGCAUGCCUGUUGGCAAGAAAAUUUGACGAUCCAAAAUUGAGUGUCGCACUCUGGGUAGAAAUAGUGGCAAUCCGCCAAAAGGAAGUGCUCGCCACAGCCGAAUCAACAGGGUUCGUCAUGAGCGAAGCCGUCAUUGCAGCUCACCAAAGGAUCUUGCGCGAGGACCUCGCCACUUUUGAUGCAAGUGUCCGGGCUUGGUUGAUCACAGCUGACCAAGUUAUGAUCAAGAAAUUGAAGCAACUCAGGCUGAUCUUGGACAACCUAACCACUCUGCCCGUAAGCGCUGGCAAAGAUACGUAUGCCAAAAUCAUCAAUGCCUGGGAAGGGGCAAUUAAUGGCUUCGAAGCUCUUCUGGACGGGAACCCACAGAAUGCGACCGACAGCUCUGUCUUGCUGGCUUUGUCGGCAUGGCACUUGUAUCCUGAUCUCAUCGUCCUCUCGUCCGAGACGAAAAAAACCUCUGUCGCAAUUACCGUGGGCUUAUCACUCAAAGACGAUGACGGCAUUUCUCCAGGGUUUCAAUGGUCACUGGCACUUUCCCAUUUCAGAUACUAUGGAGAGCCUGUCAGCCUUCAGACGGAUCAUGACAACUAUCGGAUCACGGUGAACGAGCUGUGCCUUAUCGCGUUCGGAUCCUUACUUUUCCACUGGAAUCUGCCUUGCGAUAUGAUGGUUGAUGUCGUCUCAUGGUUCUGUUCCCUCGAUAGUCUGAUAAAGCGACAUCGAGGAGAAGAUCUGGCCGAGGAAAAGGUGGACAAAUACCUCCAUCUUCACUGGCUACAGCCCCUGAUGAAGGCAUCAAAGCUCCUGGUAGAUAAAUCCGAGGCUGAAUCUGCAGACUUUGAGAAGCUAGUUCGUUAUGGUCGCAGACGCGGAAAACACCUCCUUGGAGAUUCUUCGGUGCGGGGAAACAGUUCAUUUCUCGGGCUAUGUGAUCCACACGUCGCAUAUAGUCUGGCAAUGCCUUCUUCUUCAGAAGAAGAAUACCUUCGUCAUGUCCGAUCGGUAGCAGAAAGCAACAACAUUUUGACAUUUUCCGUCAUUCAAUAUUUCGAGAAGAUCGCAGACAUCGAGGUACUUGUUCUAGCUACUGCCACUCCUACAAAUUUGUCGCUUCAGCAAGAUUCUGUAGCUGAUGGCCAGCAGCCACAGGAUGUUCACGUACGGUGGGUUGUGACAUCCAAUUCCAAUGUCGUGGAAGGAUUUCAGCAAGAAUUGAACCUCCGGCAAGCAUCGUUUGUCGAGAUUGUUGGAGUCAUUGACCCAGACGAAUACCUGCCUCUCAGCGGAGGUGACUUGGUUGCAAGGAGAGUGUUGCCAUCCUCAUUCUAUCUGCGGAGUCUUCCCCAUUUCAUAUCCGGUGCCGGGUUUCAAGGAGUCAAGCCUCUGAAGAGGAAAGGCUUCCAAAAAUCACAGCGGUUGUAUAACGAGGUCCUAGACAAACGCCAGAGACAUGCUCACUUGGAACAGGACCUGAAACGUCCGGAUCCCGGGCUUUCAGGGAAUUCGCAGAAAACUGAGGUGAGCCUGUGGUACAUGUUCUGCCCAGUGUGGAGCGCUAGUGUCGGGCAGCAAGAAAUCGGUCUCUUUACCAUCUAUGAGAGUGAUUCGCUUUAUGAGCGCCAUUUGGAGACAUUCUCUUCCGUCCGAAGUGCAAACGAGGCAGCUCUGAAGUCUGAAGAGGCGCCGCGUCCCGCACAACUCGAGCAAUUUUCCGAAGGCAGACUCGUCCGAUAUUUAACUAGUCUGCCUAGUUCCCUACCCGACUGGCUGGAAAGAACCAGAUAUUCCCUCCAGCAAAUGCCACGAGGACCACUCGCAGUGACCACCCACAGUUCCCUCUUCUGCUUGGCGUUGUUGUUAAGAAUCUAUGCACGCUUCCCCUGUGCGACGUUCCCUAUCAAAAUCGCGGAAAGUCGUUUCUGUGUCCUAGAGGAUAAUCGUACAAGUGUCACAUCAUAUUGGAUCUCGAGGCGAAAUGCGCUUGCGUGCGUUUGUAUGAUGGAAAUGGGAGGCAUUCAGAUUAACGCGUCUCUGUUUGAUCGGGCCUUGGCGGUAGCGGCCGGCAACUCCAUCUUCGUUGCAGAAUCGCUCCUCUCGGACCCAUCACAAACGCAAUCUGACUGUGCUAUUCGGAGGAUAGCCGGCAAUCUCGGCCGCCCUGGAGUGUCUGUUCUCGUCAGCCCAGAAACAGUGAUGGUGAAAGAGAAGACAAGAGACUUUCGAGCCGUGGAACAUGCCCCAUACGAUUACAGACGGGAAGAUAACUUUGCCGCCACCUCUUUACACCUCUCGCUGACUGAAUGGAGAGUACCCGUUGUUCUCUCCUCCAGCAAGGUCGGCAACAUCGACCAGGAUAUCUUCCAGGUCGAAGCGGUUGUGUCAGUACACGACAGAGGUCGCUGGUACGGAGAUAUCGAUGUCCUUGCAGCUCUCGAAGAAAUCGAAAAUAGCCGCGUAAGUGGCGAGUGCUUAUGUGGGUCCAGACGGGCGAACUCCAAGACUGAAUGCAUUAGUAUCGGCAAUUUUGAGGAGCUCUUGGAUCCUCCAGAUAGUGUUGGCAUAUUCCGAGCACACGAGAAUUGGUCGGCUCGGUUGGCUGCGGCCUGCAUCGCGGAGCAGACUGUUGGGGGGUCCAGAGUAUACGUACUAAACAACAACAACAACAACGUCAUGUGCUGGAACUGUCUUGAAUCCGAGAUUGAGCGUCGCCGAAGAGAAAGAGGUCAGCCAGUUAUCAAGUUGACCUGCUCAGGUGAAGAAGAAAUUCAAGUAGAAUACCCCAACUCUCAGGGAGGAGGCUUUGAUGCUGACGGCGAAACUGGAGACACCAUUAUUAUCAUCGACUAA
Fonsecaea pedrosoi CBS 271.37 is the source of this 3261-nucleotide messenger RNA. RefSeq lists its product as uncharacterized. Bases 1 to 3261 code for a protein of 1086 amino acids. NCBI's taxonomy places the organism in Eukaryota, Fungi, Ascomycota, Eurotiomycetes, Chaetothyriales, Herpotrichiellaceae. The transcript has 3 exons. The record is from RefSeq and is a predicted model, not a curated record.